CCAAACAGUCUCUGAAUCUUUACAAAAACUACUAUACAUGGUCCCUCAAACGUGAGACGGUUCAAGAAGGAAGAGGCCGACUAGUAGAAUCUGAUCUGAGAGCUGGGAGGACGACAAAUAACAUUACUCUAUAGUUUCCUCACCCGUGGGUGACAGGUUUCCUGAGCUUAUCUGAUUCCCAAUCUUUUCUCGUCGUUUGAUCUAGGGUUUGUGCAACUCUAUAUCCCAAACUGAAGCAGAGUCAAUGGACGGCCCGUUGUCUGCGUCUGACCAGCAGAGCUUAGUCACUUCCUUCCUCGAGAUCGCAGCCGGCCAGUCUGCCGAUACCGCCCGCCUGUUUCUUCAGGCAACAAGUUGGAAGCUCGAUGAAGCAAUUCAGCUUUUUUAUGUUGGCAAUGAUGGAGAAGCAGCUGCACCAUCAUUGACUUCCCCAUCGGCAAGCACUAUACCUUUGCCUGAUCCUAAUUGGAGCGGAGCUAGAAAAGAGUCAGGGGAUGAAAGUGGAAGGCAAGUUGAUGGUGAUGAUGUAAGGCCACCUUUGCCUGUAAUAAAAGAAGUUCUUUAUGAUACUGCUGCACUUCGUGGACUACCGGUGGUGGGUGGUUCUGCACGUGAAGUUCGUCAAGUAGUCCCCUUCCGCAAUUUUCAGGAGGAAAUGAAACACCAAGGAGUAUGGGAAGCAGACAGAGGAUCUACUUCCGCAGCAGAUAACACUAGAGCAGAUAAUCUUGCCUCUUUAUAUCGCCCCCCUUUUGCUUUGAUGUACCAUGGAUCUUUUGAAAAGGCAAAAGAUGCUGCUAGAGUUCAGAACAAAUGGCUUCUUGUGAACCUUCAGUCUACCACGGAGUUCAGCUCACACAUGCUUAAUCGUGAUACGUGGGCCAAUGAAGCUGUUGCUCAAACAAUAAAAUCUAACUUGAUCUUUUGGCAGGUUUAUGAUGAUACAGACGAAGGCAGGAAGGUUUGUACCUAUUAUAGGUUAGAUUCAAUUCCUGUUGUCCUGGUGGUUGACCCUAUAACAGGCCAAAAGAUGCGAUCAUGGUGUGGGAUGAUCCAACCUGAUACUUUGCUUGAGGAUCUGCUACCAUUCAUGGAUGAUAGCCCAUCAGAUCAUGUCAGUCAAUCUCAUAAACGACCCAGAGAAAGCCCUCAAGCACCUCCUCUGCAAGUUCAAGAUCAAGCUAAAGAAGAAGAUGAUGAAUUGAAACUAGCAUUGGCUGCUUCCAUGGAGGGGAUGAAAGAUGCGAAUAUAUAUGCUGCAAAAGAAUCCAGUGAACCCAAUAUUGAAGGAAAAAAUAUAGCAAACAUAAUGAAAAAGCCUGUUUAUCCCCCACUGCCUGAAGAACCUAAGGGUGAUCGAAAUCUCCUUUGCCGAGUUAGUAUUCGCCUUCCCGAUGGGCGGAGAUUACAACGGAACUUCUUACGCAGUGAUCCGAUUCAGUUGCUAUGGUCCUUCUCAUCUUCUCAGCUGGAGGAAACUGAGUCGAAGCCCUUUCAGUUGACACAAGCAAUUCCUGGGGCUACUCAGUGUUUGGACUAUGAGAGUAAUGUAACCUUUGAGACUUCAGGUCUUGCCAAUUCCAUGAUUUCAGUGACAUGGGAUUGAAGACCAGAACUGUGUUUUUUAUAAGCAGCAUGUAAUCCUUUCUAAGAGAGAAAGAAAUUGAAGAAUUUUUGUUUCAACUGCUUCCUUAGAUCCCAAUACAUUCUGGUCACUGCACAUCUUUAAUCUAUACCAGAAACCUAGAAAAGAUAAGGUCGUAUAGUGCAAAUUGUUUUUUUUUUGUUUAAUUAUGAGUACGAUGAUGUGUAUAUUACAAGUGAUCUAUUCCCAAGAAACUGCUGGGUAUUCUCUUUCUAUGUAUUUAUCAUUUUAUCUAUUGAUUAAAAUUGUUAUGUGCUUCAGCAUGUACUUGUUAGAAG
Molecule: messenger RNA, 1923 nt
Organism: Cuscuta europaea
Lineage: Eukaryota; Viridiplantae; Streptophyta; Magnoliopsida; Solanales; Convolvulaceae
Source: the annotation of a GenBank genome assembly